CCUGUUGUCCCUGCUAGUGGCUGUGGUCAGCCAGACGGGAGGGUCAGCACAAGGUCCCAGGGCAGCCCUCAUCAUCGUGGACGUACAGACGUGUUUCCUCUCUGGUGGGAGUCUGGCCGUCACAGACGGGGAUGACGUCAUACCGGUCAUUAACAGGAUCCGACAGCAGUUCGGUGGACUGUUCUCUCUGGUGGUUCUGUCCCAGGACUGGCACUGCCCCACACAUGUGUCCUUCGCCUCCUCCCACCCGGGGAAAAACGUUCUGGAUGUUGUACCUCUAAAGUAUCAAUCUGACGGCACACUUUGUCUUGGCGGAAGUAUUAGCAAGACCAACUUCCCCAACGCCACGACCUGUCAAGGCGACCGAGAGUUGGACCAAGUCUUGUGGCCUGUCCACUGUGUGCAGGACGUCACCACUGGGCCUACGUCAUCAAACCUUGCGGAUUCUCUCGACAGGGCCAGCAGUGACGUCAUUAUCAGGAAAGGAAGCUAUUGUGAGGCACAGAUGCAGGUAGCAUCAAAGCAGCUGAUGUGAUGGGUCUCUUUAUGACCACCCUGACAGCUAUCUUGCUUGCGAGAUGAACGUGAAGAAUUUGUGACAGCGAUUACAUAUCUGUAUGAUAUCAGCCAAAUCAGUACGAUUUUUAACCAGAAAUCUACUGAGAAAUACAUUUAUUUGACCCAAGCAAAGUUUCUAACCCUUUGGACAGUUUUAGAUUUCCCAAAAGUUGUGUACUGAGGUUAAUAAAAAAGAGUGGUAAACCAUAACAUAAAAUCCUCAGGGUUUUUAUUUCUUUUUCUUUUUGAGCAACCUUUCUAAACCGAACGCCCCGCCCCCAAAAAACAGCCAAUAAGAUUUUUAAAGACAAAAAUCUUUUUAAUCCGGUGUAUUUUUGGUUUUAUGAUAGGGCCUACUCUCCUGUAAUUCUCACAUUUUGGCUCGCGGUAACUCUGCAAAUUCUUUUUUUUUAUAUUUUGGUUAGAGUUUUACGGCACCUGGUCACAGAAAUUCCGAUCUGCGACUUCUGCCUGGUUUUCCGUUUCUUGUAGGCCUGCCUUUAAAAGUUAGCCUAGAAAUGUGAGCAGUGCCAGGCUCAAUUCCAGUGGAACAAGAAGAAUUGUUCUUAGUUGUGUAAUUUCUGAACUUUUGUCUCUCGUAAUCCUGGGACCUUCCUUGUGAUAUCUGUUGACUGUUGUUUACUAUGUACAGUGCAUUCACCUUGUUCGUAUUUCUGUGUUUUUUAAAAUCAUGAUUAUACAUGUAAUAAGCAUCAAUGAGCUAUCUUGAUUAUUUGUUUUAUUGUUUAAGUAAAAGUUUUACGGCACUUGAAACACAAUAAGAUUAUUUAGGCCUAUGUAAGUGCCAAAAAAUCAGAGGUUGGUGUUACAAGAGAGAAACAAACAAAAAAGGAGGAGAGAUCAGGAAGAUAGAUGUUUGAUAGGAAAGAAGGAGCAAUCCACACUAGAGCAUCUGCAAACCACUCACUACCUUGGUUAAAUGGUGCAUGGUGCGGUGCAAGGUGAGACGAAAUCUUUUUUUUUUUCAUCAAAAAACAAAAACAGGGACUCAUCUUUAAAAAAAAGAAAACAUUGUUUGAAUUGAGUUUUUCUAUCUCUGGGAGUACAUAGUGUUGUUUGUAAAUUGCUUCUUCUAUCCCAUUUUGAGAUGGAGAAAAAAAUGUCUUUGUUCUUUUUGAGCAUACACAAUCCAGAGAAGAUGAGAAAUUGAAUUUGUGAAUAUUAUUACCUGACCUACAUCUGCCCUAGACCCCUUAACGCCCUAAAUUUUUAUAGCUAACCUCUAAUUUAGAUCCUAAUCCUAUAGAGUUUCAACACACUAAAAGCAAGACAUUUUCAGAGUACAUGUGCUGAAUAGGGCAGAGUAUAAAGUUAUAGUACUUUAAGUAUGAAAAAUGUGAUGUGUAACAUGCAGACAUAUCUAAGAAGGAUUUUAUUUUCUGUUUUUGACCAAAAGAAUAAGGAAAUACACACACACACACACACACACACACACACACACACACACACACACACACACGAACACACACAUACACACAUAGCCAAACAAGAAACGCUUCAAUGAUGUUUCUGGUUUUCAGCCUUUAUUAAACACAAAUUUCAUUCCA
Molecule: messenger RNA, 2126 nt
Organism: Aplysia californica (California sea hare)
Lineage: Eukaryota; Metazoa; Mollusca; Gastropoda; Aplysiida; Aplysiidae
Product: nicotinamidase
Source: RefSeq, a predicted model, not a curated record